Molecule: messenger RNA, 600 nt
Organism: Solanum tuberosum (potato)
Lineage: Eukaryota; Viridiplantae; Streptophyta; Magnoliopsida; Solanales; Solanaceae
Exons: 1
Coding region: 1-600 (199 amino acids)
Source: RefSeq, a predicted model, not a curated record
AUGAGGCAUAUUUGUGGAGUGUAUAAGGGUUGUGGACUUGAGAGUGAAACGAUUGAUCACAUGCUUUUUAGGUGUCCUAGUGCUCAAUUAGUUUGGAAAAUUUGCCCCAUUAAUUGGCCUAAUUUAGAAAAUAUUGUGGAUUUUGCUGGUUGGUGGAAUGAUCUUUUUACAAAUGUUAAAAAAUACCCAGACUCUAUUGAGCUUAUUAAAUUGAGUUUCUCUAUUAUGUGGCAAAUUUGGAAGGCUAGAAAUUCGAAGAGUUUCAAUGGAGAAAUUUCUAAUCCUAAUGAUAUUGUUAACAAAGCUCUUUUUGAUUUCCAUGAAUAUGAAAGCAAUUUGAUCCCUCUAUUUUCCCCUAUAGUUAUACCUGCUUGUAAUGAUGAUAGAAAUAUAACUAUGGCACAAAAUGAUAUUGUUGUGUUUGCGGAUGCUAGUGUACAUAAGGAAAAGAAGACGACAAACAUUGGUGUGGUGGCAAUGGAUAGCUAUGGUAACCUGCUUCAUUACUUUGGUACCCCAAUUCAAUAUGUUGGGAAAGCCAUUACUGCUGAAGCAAUUGCAAUUCGUAUGGCGAUGGAGAAUGCUAGAGAAAAGGGGUAG